Messenger RNA from Ornithodoros turicata, 1539 nucleotides. RefSeq names its product tigger transposable element-derived protein 4-like. Gene Ontology annotation, molecular function: DNA binding. The coding region runs from base 1 to 1539 and encodes 512 amino acids. NCBI's taxonomy places the organism in Eukaryota, Metazoa, Arthropoda, Arachnida, Ixodida, Argasidae. The record is from RefSeq and is a predicted model, not a curated record. Gene Ontology annotation, cellular component: nucleus. The transcript has a single exon.
AUGUCGAAGCAGCCCUGCCAAUCCCUUCACCUUGAAACAAAGGUGAAGAUACUGACUGACGUGGAGAGUGGCAAGUUUUCGAAGACUGAAAUCGCCAAGAAGUACGGCAUUGCGAAGAGCACCAUCACCGGUAUCGUCAAGAACAGCGCACGGAUUCUCGAAUCUUACAACAGCGGCGAAUUUGGGCCGAAACGAAAGAAGAUGAGGACGGCCGCACACAAGGACUUGGAAGACGUUCUCGUCGCUUGGGUGCAUCAAGCACGCGGUGCUGGUCUUCCUGUGAAUGGUGUUGUGCUUCGUGCGAAAGCCCAGGAGAUAGCCUUACGCCUCAAUGUCCAGUUCACGUGCAGUGAUGGCUGGUUAGACCGUUUCCAGAAACGGCAUGGCCUGGUGUUUCGGUCGUUUGUCGGGGAAGCUGCAGCUGUCGACGAAGCCGUAUGUGAUGACUGGCGCUUGACAAAAAUGAGAUGCUUAUUACAAGAGUACAACCCGGAGGACGUCUAUAACGUUGACGAGACUGCCCUGUAUUACCAACUUCUUCCAAAUCGGACGCUCGCGUUUGCGGGAGACCCGUGCACUGGCGGGAAGCACAGCAAACUCAGGGUUACUGUGCUAGUCGGCGCGAACAUGACUGGGACGCACAAACUCAAACUUCUCGUCAUUGGCAAGGCCAAGUCACCAAGGUGCUUCAAAGGUGUGAGGACAUUGCCUGUUGACUACGAAGCGAACUCGAAGUCUUGGAUGACGCAGGUGCUAUUUGAGAAAUGGCUGCGCGGAAUGGACCGUCGUUUCGUUAGAGAGGGUCGAAAAGUUCUGUUUUUGGUCGACAACUGCCCGGGACAUGGCAUCGUUAGUGGACUUACGGCCAUUCGGGUGGAGUUUCUCCCGCCAAACACCACGGCCAAGCUGCAGCCAAUGGAUCAGGGAGUGAUCAGCAGUCUCAAAAGGCAUUACAGGCGGUCCCUUCUCCAAAGAAUGCUUCUGUGCAUGGAGAAUGGUAAAGAUUACCAAGUGACCCUCUUAAGUGCAAUCCACCUUCUGUCCAAUGCCUGGGAACAAGUUAGUAAAGAAACCAUAGCCAACUCGUUCCGGCAUGCAGGAUUCAUCCAGGACUGCUGCUCAGCUGCAGAGGAAGGCAGUGAAGAGUUGCAGGAGGACACAGACUUGAUGUCUACACUGAGCAGUAUUGGUGUGCCGGUGGACAUUGCUGUAUACUCCAGUGUUGAUGAUGAUGUCGCCACAUGUAGGGAGGACACCAUGGAUGCGCUGAUUGGAGAGGUGCUCUGUACUGAAGCACAGACGUGUGAUGACGAAGUGGAAAAUGGGUGUGAAGACGACGAAGUUCCACCAGUCACCUCUAAUACUGAAGAUGAUGCUUUGAGCAUAUUGGUGCAAUACUUCCAGCAACACAAUGACACUGAACAAUUUCUCGCAAACAUUGGACAGAUGAGUUCAUUUGUGGCGAAGCAACGCUUGUCCCAGCAGCGUCAGUCGAAGGUGACAGAAUGGUUCAGCUGCCCCUCAAGUGCAAACCCAUAA